CGCCUUAGCCCGCUCGACUUUCAAUGCGCGUUGUUGCUUGAGGAAGCUGAGUCCUGAACACCGUCCGCUGUUUCCCUGAUCAUGGCUUCUCCAAGUUCGUUCACCUACUAUUGCCCCCCAUCCUCCUCCCCGAUCUGGUCGGAGCCACUGUACAGUUUGAGGCCGGAGCACGCGCGGGAGCGGUUGCAGGACGACUCAGUGGAAACAGUCACGUCCAUAGAACAGGCAAAAGUAGAAGAAAAGAUCCAAGAGGUCUUCAGUUCUUACAAGUUCAACCACCUUGUACCAAGGCUCAUUUUGCAGAGGGAGAAGCACUUCCAUUAUCUGAAAAGAGGCCUUCGACAGCUGACAGAUGCCUAUGAGUGUCUGGAUGCCAGCCGCCCAUGGCUCUGUUAUUGGAUCCUGCACAGCUUGGAACUACUAGAUGAACCUAUCCCCCAAAUGGUGGCUGUGGAUGUGUGCCAGUUCCUGGAGCUGUGUCAAAGCCCAGAAGGUGGCUUUGGAGGGGGCCCCGGGCAGUACCCACACCUUGCACCCACGUAUGCAGCAGUCAAUGCGCUGUGCAUCAUUGGCACUGAGGAGGCCUACGGCGUCAUUAACAGAGACAAACUUCUUCAGUAUUUGUACUCCCUGAAGCAACCUGAUGGCUCUUUCCUCAUGCACGUUGGAGGUGAGGUGGAUGUGAGAAGUGCGUACUGUGCUGCCUCGGUAGCCUCUCUGACCAACAUCAUCACUCCUGACCUUUUUGAGGGCACCGCUGAAUGGAUAGCAAGGUGUCAGAAUUGGGAAGGUGGAAUUGGCGGGGUGCCAGGGAUGGAAGCCCAUGGUGGCUAUACUUUCUGUGGCCUGGCUGCACUGGUAAUCCUCAAGAAGGAACGUUCCUUGAACUUGAAGAACUUAUUACAAUGGGUGACGAGCCGGCAGAUGCGAUUUGAAGGUGGAUUUCAGGGCCGCUGCAACAAGCUGGUGGAUGGCUGCUACUCCUUCUGGCAGGCAGGGCUUCUACCCCUGCUCCACCGAGCGCUGCACUCUCAAGGUGACCCUGCUCUCAGUAUGAGCCACUGGAUGUUUCAUCAGCAGGCCCUGCAGGAGUACAUUCUCAUGUGCUGCCAGUGUCCCGCUGGGGGGCUUCUGGAUAAACCUGGCAAGUCACGAGACUUCUACCACACCUGCUAUUGCUUGAGCGGUUUGUCCAUAGCCCAGCACUUUGGCAGUGGAGCCAUGUUGCAUGAUGUGGUCCUGGGUGUGCCUGAAAAUACUCUGCAGCCCACUCACCCUGUGUACAACAUUGGACCAGAUAAGGUGAUCCAGGCCACCAUGCACUUUCUGCAGAAGCCGGUCCCAGGCUUCGAGGAGCGGAACGAGGCAGUAGCAGAGCCCACCACUGAGUAGAAGACAUGGGAUCCCCAUGGUUCUGUGCUCACCCAACAUCUCGGUCACACCAAGAUUUAUACGUUUCAAUAUAUCGUACAUUCUGUGCUAUACAAGCCUUAGCCACAGUGGAUCCAUGGUUCUCUUUUUCCUUUCUUUUCAAACAACCAAACCAAUGGCUCUGGAUUUGGAGAACACUGCGGCAUGGUUUUUAACUCUUUCCACACCCAUCAAACCAAAAAUCAGCCUAUGUGGCACCUAAAGCAGCUCUGACCUGACCAGAGUGUGUUUGGAGAACAGUGCAUGCUGAGAGCCACCCCCCUCCCCACCAGCCAGCCUGGACAGUCGUAUCCCAAUGAAUGAUGCCGAUGAGUAUUACAGCGUCCAGAGCCACCACUGCGAUUCCUACUUGCAUGCCAACACUACAUUACCAGGCAAGGUGCCCUCCCAGGGGCUGGGAACAAGUCCUGUCAAGAUGAAUUCUCCAGAAAAAAACUUGGUGGGGCUCCACUGGGAAACACCCAAGCCCUUCUGCAUUUCUUAGUUGCCUCUCACCUCCUAACCUGGUCCUUUGCAAGGGAAGGGAGCUGGGGGAGAAAUAUCUACAUGAGUUUUGCGUUCCUCCCCCUCAACGCUGGAGAGCAGAGCCAUGCUGCUCUCCAAGGCCAACCUCAUGCACUGGCAAGAUGAUCAUCGGCCCUGGGUGUGGUGAAGUAGACCUGGGGAACCAAUUAUGAGUGGAAAUGAACCUCUAGUUCAACUCUGCGCAAGAAGCAGCAGCCCCCUGUGCCACCCCCACCCAUCAUGUACCGUGAAAAACCCCUCAAGGCAGUGCCCACAGCCCGUGACCAUUGUUUGUUUCCAUCUUUCUUCCACCAGACCCCCAGCCCACCCUCCUCAAAAGUAGUGUUGUCUUUUCUUACCUGAAGUGUUAACACUGCUUAGUCUCUCACCCUAAUUUCUGACUCAGGAUUUGUGCACGUCCUGCCCACUAUUGGCUCACAGAAAUACGAUCAAGCGCAAAACAAGCUGACUGCUACGAAGGCAGUUAGCCUUGUAAAACUGGUUGUGGCAGGGGUGAGUGCUGAGUGAUGCCAGCUCUGCUGCCUGCCCAUAUUGAGCCCCUUCUGGGUCAGUGGGGUGUCUGGUUGGGUCAUCCGUCCACUGCUGCAGUCACAGAGAGCUCCAUGUCACUGACCUGGCUUUCAUGCAAGCAGCAGUGGGCUGUGGGCAAACGGGAGCUAAGAGAUGCAGCAUGAAGCUCUUCUCAAAAACUGGCCAUUUGCUGCCUCUGUUCCCUAUUGUUUUGGCGUAUUGGGCUAUGUAUUACCUCCUUGAAUAAUAAAAGAAUAACAUUUUCUAUGCUU
Molecule: messenger RNA, 2738 nt
Organism: Choloepus didactylus (southern two-toed sloth)
Lineage: Eukaryota; Metazoa; Chordata; Mammalia; Pilosa; Megalonychidae
Gene: FNTB
Product: farnesyltransferase, CAAX box, beta
Exons: 12
Coding region: 82-1392 (436 amino acids)
Biological process (GO): protein farnesylation
Cellular component (GO): protein farnesyltransferase complex
Molecular function (GO): protein farnesyltransferase activity
Source: RefSeq, a predicted model, not a curated record